GUCAUCAAACAGCGCCGAAAAAUGAUCGCAACGAAAAGCUAGCUACAACAGCAGCGGGAGCGGUGUCUUUCUGAAGGAUUUGGUGGUGUGGUUAUGAGCAGUCCCAUGGCUGGCUCCACUGCCUCUGCUUCUAAAGAGCGCCCAGCUUCCAGGACCAGCUUCAUCCCAGAGUUACAGAGCAUGAUGUUUGCACUGGGAGAUGCUCGGAGGCCUUUGCACGAGACAGCAGCUCUGGUGGAAGACAUCGUGCACACGCAACUCAUUACGAUGCUGCAUCAGGCCUGUGAGGGAGCGGCUCUUCGUGGCUCGAGGGUCAUUUCACCUGAAGACAUCCUGUUUCUGAUGAGGAGGGACAAGAGGAAACUGGCCCGGUUAAUAAAAUAUCUCCAGUUUAGAGAUUAUAAAUCCAAAGUACUCAGAACUCUAGAGGAUGAAGACACACAGCAAGAAACUGACAGGUGGGGGGGUCCAGGUGGUGUUGCCGGCGGUAACCAGCGGAGGCAGCGAUUGGCCCAGGAUUUUCUGGUGUGGAUGGAUCAGACUGGCGAGCUCCUGUCUUUAGCUGAGCGACAGGAAGUCGACCCCGUGAAACAAGAGAGGAUGGAGCGAUUAGAGCGUCAGACUCGGAAUAUGGACCAGGCUCAGUACUCGGAGUUCUGUGAAAGCCGACAGCUCAGCUUCGCUAAGAAAGCAUCCAAGUUUCGGGACUGGCUCGAUUGCAGCAGUUUGGAGUUGAAACCAAACAGCAUCGCCAUGGAGAUCAUGUCGUACCUGGCCUAUGAGACUGUUGCCCAGAUUGUGGACUUGUCUCUGUUGGUAAAGCAGGAAAUGACAGCCAAGACUAAUCCUAUCAGUCAUGUGACCUCUGCCAGCUACAUCCACUACAACACACAUGCUGAGGUGAAGAAGGAUCCAGACUCACCUGAGGCCACUCCCCCCUCCACCCCAUCCUCCUCCUCACACUCGUCAAAGCCCCUCCUACAGGGGAACGGCAGUCUGGACGGCCGAGCGAGACAGAGGAAACGCAAAAAGAGCUGUCCGGCUGCAGCAGAGCCACCCAACGGAGCCAUCCAGCCCUGUCACAUAAGAGAGGCCAUCAGGAGAUACAACUAUAGACACACAAGUGCUUAUUGGAAGAGUGGAAUGGCCUUCCUCGCCUGCUGAGGGAGAAACACAUUGUUCUGCAUGAAGGUCUGGAGCUCCACGGCUGCCUGCUCCACCUAGUGGACACCAUGAGAACAACAUUUAGUUGUUUCAGAAACCACAAUCAUAUACAUCCUGUAAGGGACUGAGUGAGGACUUCUAUUAAAUAACAAUGAAACAAUAUUUGAUGCCUUCAUAUAAAUAUGUCUUUUUGUAUAUAUUGUAAAGCUACAAAGUCAGUUCAGUGAUCAACACUUCAUCUUCCAAUUCAAUAUGG
Molecule: messenger RNA, 1420 nt
Organism: Monopterus albus (swamp eel)
Lineage: Eukaryota; Metazoa; Chordata; Actinopteri; Synbranchiformes; Synbranchidae
Gene: supt3h
Product: SPT3 homolog, SAGA and STAGA complex component
Exons: 13
Coding region: 94-1164 (356 amino acids)
Biological process (GO): transcription by RNA polymerase II
Molecular function (GO): protein heterodimerization activity; transcription coactivator activity
Source: RefSeq, a predicted model, not a curated record